Protopolystoma xenopodis is the source of this 402-nucleotide messenger RNA. The record is from the annotation of a GenBank genome assembly. Lineage: Eukaryota; Metazoa; Platyhelminthes; Monogenea; Polystomatidea; Polystomatidae.
AUGUACACGUCUUCUCAGUCUGGAGGCAUUUUCAACUGUCCUUACCCAACGGGGUUGAGGACAGACUGGCAUAGGGAUGAUGACAGACUCGAUUGUUACACCAACCGGACACAUCUUUUGUGCUCCCUUCGGGUAUGGACGAGGUGGUUUGAGGACUGUCGCGGUAGAGCUGGCCGCUACGAGGCAUGCAAGCGAGAGAGAAAUAGCAGUUUGGCUCCACAAGUCAGUCGUGAAGAUCAGUCGGCAGAGUCGCCUGACGGCUCUGUCGCGUAUGCCUGCAGAGACGCUACGACGCAAAGUCUGCCAACAGUCAAAGAGACUUUCGAAGAGGCCUCAAAGCCGGGCAAAAGUCUGCGAAGCGGCAGUCUGUCAACCGAUUGGUGGUGGGCGCGUAAGGGCUAG